Molecule: messenger RNA, 2545 nt
Organism: Manihot esculenta (cassava)
Lineage: Eukaryota; Viridiplantae; Streptophyta; Magnoliopsida; Malpighiales; Euphorbiaceae
Product: OVARIAN TUMOR DOMAIN-containing deubiquitinating enzyme 6
Exons: 9
Coding region: 536-2206 (556 amino acids)
Biological process (GO): protein deubiquitination
Molecular function (GO): K63-linked deubiquitinase activity; cysteine-type deubiquitinase activity; protein binding
Source: RefSeq, a predicted model, not a curated record
CUCUCUCAGUCUCUCUCUCUCUCUCUCUCUCUCUCUAAUACUCUUUUUGUCCACCAAGUUAUCAGCUUUUUAUCAUCCUUUUUGGUUCCUUUCAAUCAAAACCCUAAUUCCCCCUCUCUCUUUCUCGUCAAUUGCCUUUCAGCUUUUGCAGAUCUCACCACCUCCAUCUGUAAUUUGUCUUUGUAAUCUAAUCCCCUCGUCCAGCUCGAGCGUGUGAAGGUGAAUUUUGGGAUUUCCUUUUUUCCGGGUAAAAUUCGAGUCCUUAAAGAAGAUUCUUAUUGUUUAAACAUUGGAGGUCUGGAGCUCAUGAGAAUUGUUAGGGGAAUGCAGAGAUUGUUUUGUGACGACGAGGAGCUGAACGCACUAGGCUGGAAGAAUUCCUUCAGCCAAGGGAUUGGCGCCACUGUGCCCAAGGCAAGAACGCGCGACAAACCCAUGAUUGCUAGGGUCUUUUUUAGUCUCUAAGUUUUGGGUCAUCUGGGUCGAGAAUUGGUAUUUGCAUUUCAGUAAUCAAGAAAUAUAACCGUUGAAGCCAAUGACUCGGAUUUUGGUUCAACGAGGCAGCGGUUCUUCUUCUUCAAAUCAAAGCCGAACAGGGUCCUCUUCAGCUGCUCGGCAGGACACACAGGUGACAGCUACUGCUCCGGUUGUUUCAGCUCCUGAAAUUGUUGAGGAGGCACAGGAACUUUUAGUUGUUGAUGAGUUAUUGGAGUGUUGCGGGAGUAGUGACAACAAGGCAUCAAAAAGUGAUGAGCUUUUGGUAGAAGGUUUACAUGGUGGUAGGAAUGAGAAUUCGAGUGAUGAAAUUGGGGAUAAUGAGAAAUUGGUUAAUGCUGAGUGUGUUGGAUCAGGGGACAUGGUAAAAGGAUUGGGUGGUUUGAGGAUAUUGGAGAGAACUUCAGCGGAGAGUGAAGGUGCAUGCCUUGAUUCUCCAGGGAUUGGCGGUGGAAGUCCACAACCACCACCCCCUCCUGUGCCACCUCCAAAGCCUCUGGCAACAAAUUCAAAUUCAAACUCGAGGAGAUUUGUAUCAGGAAGUUCAAAUUCCAUGCGAAUUGGAUCGUCUAGAAGAGCAGUUGCUUGGCCUGUUGUUUCUACUAGGACUUCACCAUCAGGGUCCCGCCCUUCCUCUCCAAGGUCUCAUGGUGAUAGCGAGGGGUAUAAUAGUGCUGAUGAGCAGAACCCUUGUUUUGUUUCCUCUUAUGAUGAUUUGGAAAGAGAACGUCAGUUUGAGAUUGACAUAAGGCGGUCUAAAGGAUUAGAAGUAAAAAGAAUGUUGGAGGAUGGGAAUUGUCUCUUCCGAGCUGUUGCAGAUCAAGUGUAUGGAGAUUCUGAGGUGUAUGAUUUGAUUAGACAAAUGUGCAUAGAUUAUAUGGAACGAGAGAGGGAUCACUUUUCUCAGUUUAUAACCGAAGGCUUUACAUCUUACUGUAAGAGGAAGAGAAGAGAUAAGGUCUAUGGGAACAAUGCGGAGAUUCAAGCUUUAUCGGAAAUGUAUAACCGGCCAAUUCAUAUUUAUUCUUAUGGCACAGAACCUAUCAACAUAUUUCAUAGAGGCUACAACACUGAUACACCACCCAUAAGGCUAAGCUAUCAUCAUGGUAACCAUUACAACUCUCUUGUUGACCCACGUCGACUGACAAUUGGUGCAGGACUUGGUUUCAGCUGUCUUCGAGGGGUGCGUUUCUGUUUCUUUUGCUGUUAUGUCUAUUGUUUAAUUAUAAUGGUAGGACUUGGUUUCAGCCGUCUUCAAGGGACAAACGUGGAUAGGGAUCAGGUGAAGGCUGCAAUUAAAGCUCAACAGGAUCAGCAGAUAGAUAAUGCCCUUAUAGCAGAAGGGAGGUUUUACUCGGAUCUUGAGCUUACUGAGAAGGAGAUUGAACAUAUGGUGAUGGAGGCUUCUAGAGCUGAGUACCUUGCCAGUGACAAAUCUAAGCAGCAACUUGGUCACAAAGAAUCUUCUACAUCUGGUGCUGAACCAUCAUCUUCAGGAGCUAGAUCAUCAGGCAGUGAGACCAAGGUGAGAGAACAUAAUUUGCAGGAUACUGUUCUCAGCAGUAGUAGUAUGCAGAUGGUUCUGUCCAUGGGAUUCAGCUACCUCCAAGUGAUGGAGGCAUACAGCAUAUUUGGUGAUGAUGUGGAUUCAAUGGUCUGUUACUUGCUGGAAACUGGCAGUAGUCGGCGCAAAGGCAAAGCAGCCGAAUGAGCAGACCCACUGCCAUAUUAGAAGCAGAAGCUGAGCUUGUCCUAGGUUUAAAUUUGCUGUUUCCCUUGCUGACAUUGUUAGAAAGAAAAGUGAAAAAGGUGAAGGACCUGGUCCAAUUCAAACACCAUCUCUUGCUCUGAAGCUUUAGAAUAUGUUCAAUCAAUAAAAAUGGGAACUUAUUAGCUUUAAUGUAGAAAUACUGUACUUUUAUGCUUCAAAGUUGAGCUAUUAGUUAUGAACUAUGAUUGAGCCAAGCGUUUUCCGGCUGUCUCAUAUGGAAAAGUAUUUAUAACAUUUUCUUUAUCAUAAUAUUAUGAAUAUAGUUCACAUUAUUUUUUA